Hyposmocoma kahamanoa is the source of this 2304-nucleotide messenger RNA. It is a transcript of the gene isoQC, whose product is annotated as glutaminyl-peptide cyclotransferase. NCBI's taxonomy places the organism in Eukaryota, Metazoa, Arthropoda, Insecta, Lepidoptera, Cosmopterigidae. The record is from RefSeq and is a predicted model, not a curated record. Bases 100 to 1125 code for a protein of 341 amino acids. Gene Ontology annotation, molecular function: glutaminyl-peptide cyclotransferase activity; zinc ion binding. The transcript is spliced from 5 exons.
CCGUUCAACUUGACUGACGUGAGGUUUCGUGACAUAUGUUAUGUAGUGAACUUUAGAACAGUUUGAACUAAUCAACCUGUGAUUUACAAGAGAAAGACAAUGGCCAAAACGAUCGCGAUUUGUGCCGUGGUCGUUGCCACACUUUGUUUGGCUUUUGUAAAUACGGAUGGGCCGUUUUAUCAAGAAAAGAGCCUACAUCAAGCGCAAGAAUUGACGGACCAACAAAUAGCAGAGCUAUCCGACCUUGCUGACCAAAAAUACUUUAGAGCUGUGCUGGAUAAAAUUCUAGUACCUAGAGUAGUUGGAACAGCGAACCACAAGAGAGUCGGCGACUUCAUUAUCACCGAGAUGAAAAAGCUCGGUUGGGAUACGUCGGAGGACACGUUCACAGAUAGUACACCCAUUGGGAACCUCAACUUUAGGAAUAUUGUGGCAAAGUUGAAUCCGCAAGCUGAUAGAUAUUUGAUGCUGGCUUGUCAUUACGAUAGUAAAUACUACAGGGAACACGCUUUUGUUGGUGCAACGGACUCAGCAGUGCCUUGUGCCAUGAUGAUAAACUUAGCUAAAGUGAUGGCAAAACAUUUGAAUAACUGCAAAAACCGGAACCUUAGCCUCAUGUUUGUGUUCUUCGACGGCGAAGAAGCCUUCAGGGAAUGGAGCGACUCGGAUUCCGUGUACGGAGCACGGAAUUUGGCUAAGAAGUGGCAGGCGACGCCGUACAAAGACAAUACCAACGAAUUACACAGAAUUGAUUUAUUCGUGCUCCUGGACCUCCUCGGUGCACCAGAUCCAGUGUUCUACAGCUACUUCAAAUCCACGGAGAGGUGGUACGUGCUUUUGGCCCAAGCGGAGCAGCGGUUGGCUAACAUGAACAAGCUCACUGGAUACUCCGUCGGGAAAGCUGAACAGACUUACUUCCGACUGAGGAGUUCCAGAGCUGCAAUCGAGGAUGAUCAUGUGCCGUUUUUGAGGAGAAACGUGGACGUCCUGCAUGUAAUACCGAACCCGUUCCCGCCCGUAUGGCACACGCCCGGUGACGACCUUUCCGCCUUGGACUUCAACACAAUCGAAAACCUCAACAAGGUCUUCCGCGUGUUCGUGGCCGCGUAUUUAAACAUCUUCUAGCACACGAUCCCACUUCGCGAGGGCCCGAAGCGCCUUCGUGCGAAGCCCCCACUCCGGCCGAAGCGACUUCGCGUACCACCGCACCAAGUACGUGCAACACAGCGCACGUACUGGACGUUACACAGGGUUAUUGUUACUUAAAAAACAACGAUACUUAAAAACAAAGGUUGUGACGUCACGAACGAACAUUGGUCGUAACGUCAUAGCAAAGUUAGUGACUGCGUUCCUAAAAAUAAAAAAGACAUUUAUUUAAGACAAAAAGGGCAUUCCACACGGUCAACGAUGAUAUUUAUUUAACAAUAAUGAUAAAUAAUGCAUAUGUAAACUCCUUGUCCUGUCCCUGAUCGAAUAUGAUUUAUCACAGAAUUUAUACAAUAAUAUCUACAGAAAUUAUAAAUAGGUGGAGGUAGUUACCCUAUGUAAUGUAAAAUAAAACAUUUGAUAUAAUUUCUGUGUCGAGUUGUAACUGUAAAAUCAAUCUAAUGUCCCCUGUAAUGAAAUACAAAUAAUUUAUUUUAAAUGAUACGGUAUAUUUUUUUUAAAUUAUAUACUAGAUUAUUUUUUUAUUACAAAAAAGAGUAACUGUGAAAAGGACUAUUAAGUUUACAAAGACAGUGGCGGUAUAUCGCGUUACAGCUUAAUAAUUUAAUAUGCCAUGUCCGAUUUUUAAUUAGAGAUAAGAAACUGACAAACAUUAGUAACACUUUACACAAAAAUAAAGUUGCUAUGAUGCUAUGUUUAUUGCAUAGUGAUGCGUUUGGUUGUUUUUCUUUUUUUAUUCAUUUAUAAACAUAACAGAAUUGAUUGGGUGUGAUAUAAUUGUACUGUGUCACAAAAACCAAGUUUGGUUGUACGGUACUGCCACUCGUCAGCUAGUACAAAGUAUACAUUAUAUUUAACAGUAAGUUGUAGCUGUUAUAAAGUAUUCUAAAUUAUCAACUCGGCAAACUCUUCUUAAUUUAGUUGUCUUGAUGAACUCAGUGAAACAGAAUCACUUCAAAUUAAUUGUUUAGAUUCUUAACUAUUAAUCUGGUAAAUAAUGUUUAAGAGUUCUAUUGAAUGUCAGGAGUUACUCCACUAGGUUGUUAUAAUUAUGAAUACAAAGAUUCGAACCAACGUCUUCUAGCAAACCGUGCCAGACACUAUGCCAACUAAGCCACGGAACGAAUCAGCGGACCU